Anopheles marshallii is the source of this 318-nucleotide messenger RNA. RefSeq lists its product as uncharacterized. Gene Ontology annotation, cellular component: cytosol. Bases 1 to 318 code for a protein of 105 amino acids. The transcript is spliced from 2 exons. NCBI's taxonomy places the organism in Eukaryota, Metazoa, Arthropoda, Insecta, Diptera, Culicidae. The record is from RefSeq and is a predicted model, not a curated record.
AUGAAGUGCGACGCUGUGAUCGAGAAAAUCAAGGCCCGCGUUGCCGCGAUCGACCCGAACGGUCCGCGCAAGGUACUCGGUGUGUUCCAGCUGAACAUUGAAGCUGCCGACGGCCUGCACGAAAUUAUUGUCGACCUGAAGGCACUGAAGGUGUCCGACGGUAAGGCCAGCUCGCCCGAUGUGGUGAUCAACCUGAAGGAUGAGGACUUUAUCGCCAUCGGUACGAAGCAGGUCCCGGUGAAGGAUGCCGUCGCCCAGGGCAAGGUGUCGAUGACCGGUGAUCAGAACCUGUUCCAGGCGCUGGUCGAUGCGAUCUAA